Molecule: messenger RNA, 237 nt
Organism: Metarhizium acridum CQMa 102
Lineage: Eukaryota; Fungi; Ascomycota; Sordariomycetes; Hypocreales; Clavicipitaceae
Source: RefSeq, a predicted model, not a curated record
AUGCCAUCCUCGGCCACGAUCAAAGCAAAGGAAAAGUACGAGGCGAUGCUUGCCGCGGCAAAGGGCGACGGGGUUUCUCACAUGCCCAACCGCGUCGUCGCAACGAGGCUCCCGUCGACUGGAGGCUGCGAGAUGACCAACUCCAUCACCCGCAGGUCAAGCCAGAGCAGUGAUGCCUCGCGCGCCGGCCGCUUUCGAACCAUGAUCAGAAACAUGCUUUCGCCUCCCGCCUACUAG